AUGGAUAUUAUUGGGGAUAAAGACAAAGAAUCUGAGCCCUUUGAAGCAUUACUUGAUGUUGUGACCUUUGAGACCACACAAAGAGACGGAGAAACCAAGUUUGAGAGAGCUGAAGCAUAUGCUGACCAGAUACAAGAUAAUUUUAUCAACAAAGAAAGGAUUGGGGUGUUAAUAAUAGAAAAUGAAGAGUUGAAAAAGGUGAUCAAAUGCAUGGAAAGGAACAAAACAACUAAAAAGCAAGGGGAGAAAUAUACAGAUAAUGUUGUCAUGGAAACACAAGUCCCAGAUUUCGUGAUAAAACUGAUGGAGAAAGAUAUACAAAUUUCUGAGAUGGAGAAUCUUGUGAAAGUUAUGAAGAAGGAAAAUGAUAAUGUUAAGGCUGAAAUGACCUAA
Messenger RNA from Ilex paraguariensis (yerba mate), 393 nucleotides. NCBI's taxonomy places the organism in Eukaryota, Viridiplantae, Streptophyta, Magnoliopsida, Aquifoliales, Aquifoliaceae. The record is from the annotation of a GenBank genome assembly.